This is a messenger RNA of Gadus morhua (Atlantic cod), 2236 nucleotides long. RefSeq names its product putative gonadotropin-releasing hormone II receptor. The record is from RefSeq and is a predicted model, not a curated record. Lineage: Eukaryota; Metazoa; Chordata; Actinopteri; Gadiformes; Gadidae. Bases 1 to 1155 code for a protein of 384 amino acids. The transcript has 4 exons. Gene Ontology annotation, molecular function: peptide binding; G protein-coupled receptor activity. Gene Ontology annotation, biological process: cellular response to hormone stimulus; G protein-coupled receptor signaling pathway. Gene Ontology annotation, cellular component: plasma membrane.
AUGAAGGGCUGGACUAAUAAAACUGACUCGACCUUUCACCUGCUGUGCGGACAGCUCCCCCUGCCUCUGCUUCCUGCCAUGAACGCCACCCUCUCCGCGCUCCUCACCCCGGCCUCCGUGGACCUCCAGCUGCCCACCUUCUCCACGGCGGCCCUGGUGCGCGUGGUCCUCACCUCCAUCCUGUGCGCGGCGUCGACGCUCUGCAACGUGGGCGUGCUGUGGGCGGCCAGCGGCCACAAGCGCAGCUCGCACGUGCGCGUGCUCAUCCUGCACCUGACGGCGGCCGACCUGCUGGUGACGCUGAUCGUGAUGCCGGUGGACGCGGCGUGGAACGUGACGGUGCAGUGGCUGGCGGGCGACGCCGCCUGCCGCCUGCUGAUGUUCCUCAAGCUGCAGGCCAUGUACUCGUGCGCCUUCGUCACCGUGGUGAUCAGCCUGGACCGCCAGUCGGCCAUCUUGAACCCGCUGGGCUUCAGCGAGGCGCGGCGGAGGAACCGCGCGAUGCUGAGCGUGGCCUGGAGCAUGAGCCUGCUGCUGUCUGCUCCGCAGAUCUUCAUCUUCCACAGCGUGACCAUCACCCACCCGCAGAACUUCACCCAGUGCACCACCAGGGGCAGCUUCCAGACGCACGGACAGGAGACGGCCUACAACAUGCUGACCUUCUGCUGCCUCUUCCUCCUGCCCCUCGUCAUCAUGAUCACCUGCUACUCCCGCAUCCUCCUCCAGAUCUCCAGGAGGAUGCGCAAGGCCUCCUCGUGCAACGAGGCGCCGCUGCGCUGCUCCCGGGACAACAUCCCGCGGGCGCGCAUGCGGACGCUGAAGAUGAGCCUGGUCAUCGUGCUGUGCUUCAUCGUGUGCUGGACGCCCUACUACCUGCUGGGCCUCUGGUACUGGUUCUUCCCGGACCACAUCGAGGGCAAGGUGUCCCACUCCCUCACCCACAUCCUCUUCAUCUUCGGCCUCUUCAACGCCUGCCUGGACCCCAUCGUCUACGGCCUCUUCACCGUGCGCCUACGCAAGGGCCUGCGGGGUAGCCGUGGCAACGCGGCCCCCGUGGUGGCGUCGGAGCACUGUCGCGUCGCGGCGGUGGAGCCCGCAAGAAAAAGCCCCGUCGCGGCGGCGCUAGCAGCCGGACGGCCCACUUCCAUCCCGUAGUGUCAGGCCAGCCAAUCGAAUCGCUCCGUCGCUUAAGCCUGAAGUCGGGGGGUCUGGGUCAAUGAGGAAAGAGACGGUAAAACCCAGCGACCUUCAGAAGCAGAACCCAUGUCACUACAGACAUAGACCGCAGAGACCUGAGGGCGCCUCCCCCCCCCCACCCCCCAUGAGCUGACGUGCACAUCCUGUGCACGUCAGCUCAGUUUCAGGUGAUUUAUUUGUGUGUGUGUGUGUGUGUGUGUGAAGGUGUGUGUGUGUAAGGAUGAUUGAUUAUCCAACUUCUUCAUACAGUCUGCAAUAUUCAUAAUUAAUAAUGUAUUAGCUAUAUAUCUCAUGCUUUAAGUUGCAACCUGCCAAAACUAUGCUUAGCAUUAGGUUUAUUGGACCGCAUUCACGUUUUGGUUGGUUGUCAUGGUUACCAAAUAAUCGAAACCGGUUCCCCAUCCCAACUAACCAAACAUGGCUGCAAGGUGAACAAGGUCUUUGGUGUCAGAGGGGCCAAAGUUAAAGGUGAUGACCUUAGGUCACGUAAAGGUCAUGACCUCAGGUCACGUAGAGGUGAUGACCUCAGGUAACGUAGAGGUGAUGACCUCAUACGUUCUGUAUGUUCAAUGAUAAACAUGUUGUAGCCUCACCCAGCCCCAGAGUCCAAUCAGCCUCUGCCAGGUGAGGCUUCUUGAACCAGCCAUCAUCCACACACACUGCCACACGUGUUCUUUAUGUUCGAUGAUAGACAUCUUCUAUAUGUUCGAAGAGAAUGUCUUCAGAGUAAGUUGUAGUGCUUGUCUUGUGCUUUGUGAAUAUUCCCAUGUGUUUAAUUUCCGGAGGAAAAAUGAUAAACCCAGGAACAAUAAUAACAGUGGAGGAUGUCAUGUGUUCAUUUGUCUUUACGUGUUACCAGUGAUGAAUAACUCUAAAACUCAAGAGGCCAGAUGAUUGAAAUAAGCAGUUUGUGGGUACAUUUAGCGAAUAUCCCCAUAAUUCACAUCAUUCAAGGGAUCAGGGAAGGAUAUACAACAGCGGGUGUAUAUCCAAUUUCAUACACCCGCUGUUUUGGCCGCCCUGCUGAAUAUUGUCAUCA